This is a messenger RNA of Chanos chanos (milkfish), 1212 nucleotides long. Its product is annotated as testis development-related protein. Lineage: Eukaryota; Metazoa; Chordata; Actinopteri; Gonorynchiformes; Chanidae. The record is from RefSeq and is a predicted model, not a curated record. The coding region runs from base 217 to 948 and encodes 243 amino acids. The transcript is spliced from 4 exons. Gene Ontology annotation, cellular component: cytosol; nucleus. Gene Ontology annotation, biological process: spermatogenesis.
GCAGGAUCACUGUCGCUCAUUGUUCAGACUCAGUAAUCUGACUGAAGCUUGCUUUUCAUAUGUACCUCCCAGCGAUCUCCCCUCAGAGUGAUUUAACUACAACCCUCCUACGGGCCGAGGAUUCCAACGUCGCCCUUUACUGGGCGAGAUCAAGUGUACGUUUGUAAAACAUAUUUUACAACGGAAGUAAUCUUGUAUGCUACGCGAGCGGACCGAAUGAGCUUAAACAAUAUGUUUAAGAAAAGCAAAAGCAAAAUGUUGGUGGAUGAAGAAGAGGACGACAUAUCUUGGCAUCACGACCACGCACGUAAGAAUGAGGGAGCAAAAGAAGUGGAGGAAACACUGAGCCCCUCAACAAAGGAACUUAAGCUGAAAAAAAUCAAGUCCAAGAGAGAACGAGGAGAUAAAAAACUGUUCCCAUCACUGGAUGAUGAGCAUAUCCUGCUAACCGGCGUCACUCUCUCAGACAGAAGAGGGUCCCAGAGGAAGAGCUGGGAGGAGGACAGAGGUAAGCAGCACUCAGAGAAAGACAAGACACACUGCUUCUGGGAUAGUGUUACCACGACAAUGAGACAGAUCACACCAACAAGGAAGGUAGACAAGAUUGAGGGCUGGGAGCCACCAAGACUAAGUGAGGGACCAGAUGGAGGAGAAGAAGAAGAAGAGGAAGGAGGAGAAGGAAGCAAGAGAGAGAGGAGAAAAAAGGAUGAACCAAAAAACCCCUCACCUCUCUCCUCCCCUCUGUCUAUUUCCCUGCCCCAGUCUCUAAGUUUGCCACCCUGGACGGGCCUUGGUCUGGAGGCCGACUCAUCGUGCUACUCCAGCCUGUCUGAAUCUCAGGCUGGGGGCCCCGUGCGGUGGGCUGCUCGGGCACGUGGAAAACUGGCCGCUGUGCGCAGACGGAGUCCCUCCAGCCUGUCGGAGAGUACAUGGGAAGGGUUAAAGUGAGUCAGCAGUAUCUCUUCGUCAACCCAUCCCCUCUGUGUCUUAGUGUGGGAUUGUAGCCAUGCCCACAUUGCUGCUCUGAUCUGAUUGGACUGAUGCAGUUUGGAGACAGACUAAAGUGUCCAAUCAGAGCAGGACAGAACAAGUUUUAACGCUGUCUGUUGAGUGUUUCAGGACACAGAAUUGAUCAGUAUAGCAACAGCAUGCUACAGAAAUCUUUAAAUGUCGCUUAAAAUUUAGACUUAACAUAGAUAAUUAGAGUACUAG